Molecule: messenger RNA, 1896 nt
Organism: Aspergillus pseudotamarii
Lineage: Eukaryota; Fungi; Ascomycota; Eurotiomycetes; Eurotiales; Aspergillaceae
Exons: 10
Coding region: 1-1896 (631 amino acids)
Molecular function (GO): phosphatidylcholine lysophospholipase A1 activity
Source: RefSeq, a predicted model, not a curated record
AUGGUACGGCGAACGCCUGUUGACUGGGCAGUCCAGACCUGCAUUUUAGGUUUGAGUAUGCUGUCACUCGCCUCUGUAUCUCCAUAUGUACCAGACGGAUCUUUUACCGGGAUCAUUUCGUACGACGGAUUCAGUUUGCUUAAUGAGAUAUCACAGUUGACUCCUCGCGAUGAAAAGCCUUUCACCCUCCGCAUCAUGCCCCUAGGUGCAUCCAUCACCUACGGAUACCAGUCAACUGAUGGUAAUGGCUAUAGACGAUGGCUUCGUCAGCAACUUCGUCACGCUGGAUGGUGGGUGAACAUGGUUGGCAGUAACCCAAAUGAUACCAGCACCAUGAAUAACAACGAGGUUGAGGCCACAUCAGGGUUUAGAGUCGAUCAGUUCACCCAAGAGGCUGAGAAAACCAUCCCGCCACAGCCAAACCUUAUUUUAACGGGCGAGCGGCUGGAUGCUCUUCUGACACGUCUGUUCGACGCAAUUCCCGGCACUACUAUCAUCCUUUCUACUCUGCUCCCCAUAGUUGCCGAGCGUGAAGUCGUCCAUUUCGCCAAAUAUAUUAGUGAUCAGUAUCGGCAAAUUAUUGCCGCGUGCCGUCAACAAGGCCAACGCAUUAUCCUUACUGAGAUGACUAACUUCAUCAAAAUCGAGGACUUGAUCGAUGGAACACACUUAACUGACUUUGGUUAUAAGAAAAUGGCCUUGGCUUGGUGGGAAGUCAUCCAAGACACUGAGCUGCAAAGGCUGCUCCAGUCACCAAACAAUACAGGUGUCAGUGGCACUGGUAGAACGACUUGCAAAAAGGAAUACGGCAGUGGAAAUAAGAGAGGUCGGGUCCAAACCCAGCGUGGGAGUGGGGCCGAUGACGGAAAUUAUGUCCAUAGCUCCAAGGACAUGGGGCGCAUCUUCAGUCCGGCUACUACGAAGGAAGAGAAGGACUUUGCCCUUGGUAUCAACUAUGCUCAGUUAGUGAAUAAAUUUGGCGCCCACCGGGAAAGCGCAUUGGAUGAGCUAGUUUGGACAAAGGGUGGGAAUGGUACGUAUAUGUUCAUUCAUAAUAAUGAUGGGAAGUUUGGAAGUGUAGUGAGGAUUGAAGUCAAUGAUGGAUGCCUCGCGAGAGGUGUUCGAUGGGGAGAUGUGAGUGGGGACGGCCUUGAUGAUUUCAUCUGCAUCAGCAGGGAGGGGCACAUGUAUGUCUCGAUUAAUGAAGAUAAGGACCCCAACGUUCCCACUUUCCGAAGCAUUGGACUAGUCAAGGAUCGCCUCGGCGAUAUCGGUGGGGACGGAAGGAUAGACUACUGUCUGAUACAUAAAAAUGGCGAUAUUCGGUGCUGGCACAAUGGUGGCCAGAAGGAUGCACCCACAAAAGAGUACGGCGGGUAUUGGCAAGAUCUCGGUAUCGUGUUCAAAGGUAAAGGAAUGGGGGAUAUCACCGGUGUGCCUCUCGUUGAUAUCAAUCGAGACUUCCGCAGCGAUUGGCUUUGGCUAGACGCAAAGGGAAAAUCUGAUUUGUGGGCCGUGAAACGAGAUACAGGAGAAGCUGAGGUUUGGUUAAAUAAGUGGAGCUCUAAUGCCCAGGGUGACUAUUUCCAGUUUAAGGGAGUUCUUACGGGUAAUGCGAGGUGUACUCAGGGAUGGGGUGUAGGCCUUUAUGACUUGGGCCUUCGGUUUGCAGAUCUUGAUGGAGACGGUCGGGCAAACUACCUCUGUAUGGAUCCGGAUGGCCGUACAGAUGGCUGGUUGAACAAGGGAGACAAUAGUUUCGAAUCCAUCGGGCAAGUCAAACGAAGUGAGCAUUACGACCGUGCAAACCAUCGGUGGGCGGACGUAAACGAUGGUCGGAUGGCUGAUUUCCUCUGGAUUGACAAAUUCAACGGUGAUACCACGGUAGCAAUCUAA